UUCAGGGUUCAUUCAAAAUUUGAAAGCCUUCUCAUCCAAAUACGCUUCACCAAAUAUCUUAAAUUCUGCAUAUAUUAACAUGCUCUUCAUCUUCACCCAAUUGAAUCGUUUAAUCCGAGAUCCAUAAACCCUACCCAAACUCGAUCGUCGUUGCCAUUAUAACCAAUCGAGACCUUCACGACAUCACCCAUCAUCCAAACAUCAGCCACCAUCACUGAUGUCCUAGGGUUCGCCAUACCCAUCGUCACCACCGAUCCACUAUCUGUAAAUCCUCAAAAUCUUACUGCUAGAGUAUUUAAGAGUUUAUCGCUUGGGUUGCUUGCUCUGAUCAACAUUUUCAUCCUAUUUACACUUAUUAGUUAACAUUUGGUGGUAUUUAGUUUGUAGCUUACAACGUGAAUUGAAGGUCACCCUGAUAAUUCCUUCCAAAAAAGGAUAUCAACGAUUUCGAUUGUUCUUGAGCGGUCUCUCUGUCUCUCUCUUUCUCUCUCUCUCCCCCCUCUCUCUCUCCUAUAACAAUGUGUUAAUUUCUCCAUUUCUUAUGUAUCUCUAAUUUGUUCUUAUUUUUGUGAUUAGGGCUUGAUCAACACGGGUAGAUUUUCCAGGUUCAGAUUUUUGUAUUUUACUUUCCCAUAUGCAAUCGAAGAUGCAAAAUCUACAAAUUGUUGUUAUUUAUUCCCAUCUCGAAUUAUAGAUUCAAUUCCAUUUAGCAUCUACGUAGCCUUUCUCUCUCAAUCUCAUUGUAUCCUUUCAUCCUCCCAAUCAUUUUAAAAAACACCCGUCCCCCUUUAAUCCUUGAUCGAUUUAUGUUGAAUCCAAUUGUUUCUCCCCUCAUCCGCCUUCAUAAUCUAGACAGUGCCAAUCUAUAUCACUAAGUUCUAAAAUUAGCACACUGUUCUCGUGGGUUCCAAUAAUUGACACUAUUAUACCCUAGACACCACAUUCACUGGAUUUGCAAAUACACAUAUACAAACAAGAUGUAUGAUUUUAAACCCAUAUAAUUGUUUAUCUUCCUCUUAUUUUUGUUUAUAUUCAUAAAGUUUGUGAUUAGGUCUUGACAUAAUCCUCAUAAUUUAGAAGCUGAGGUAUUGGGUGAUUGGAAAUGUCCCUGAUCACAAAUCUUCACGUUGCAUCUAGAUCUAUGUGUUUUUUUUCCAUAUGGAGCUCUUUUUAUUUCCAUGAAUUUUCACCAUUUUCCAUAGUAAGAAAUAUCUUAAUAUUAAAAUGUUUAUUUGAGCAGGUUUUCAUGAAUCUCAUCUUUGUUGGCUUCAACUACAUCACAGGCAAGUAAUUAUAGCGUAUCAAUUUUUCAAAAUGACUGCCAGUUUAGACAGGAAUAUUGAAGGCAGAUCUCCAACUCUUUUUAUCUUUUCUAUUUUACCUUAGUGAAGCUUAAUUAUUAGUUCUCUAUAUCCAACAUGUGCUCCUAAAACUACUAGAAGUGACAGUUCUUAUGCAAAGCCAGCUUUAAAGCCUAUCAAUCUGGAUGGACUUACUCUGCCACGUUUACAGAUUCUGGUAAAGAGCAUGAAGAUUGAUAACUCAUAUACAUCUUGGUAAAGAGAAAUACAGAUGCUGAAAAAUAUAGCCUUUAUUAUAUAACAUCACAAAAGUUUUGGGGCAUGGAAGAGAUAAUUAAGUUUCCUUAUUGUUGUUUUGGUUUGAUUAGGCUACCAUUUCCAACAUGUCUCAUGAAACAAUUAGAAGACUACAUCUCCAUUCAUGAAUCAAAAUGGAGAUAUUUGUUUUACUACUUUGCUGAAGCUGAAUCUAAGGGGCUGUUUAUUUUUUUAGUCGAGGCUUUCUGUUACUGUUGGAUUAGUGUCUAAGUCCAUAACUAUUUUGGUAUGUACUUGACCCGAUUAUGAGCAUGGUCCUUUUGGGUUGCCUUCACCAUAGCAAUAUGUAGGAUGAUUUAAGGAGAUAAAGGUUUAAAUAUGAUUUAUUAAUAUAUUAUGAGAAUAAUAUAUUAAAGGAGAAAUCAUAUUGUUUAAUUAAUAUUAGUCAAGAAUUAAUUGAUAAUUAAUUUUGUGGCUAAAAGAGAUUAAUUAAAUUCAGGGGACUGGACUGCAAUUAUUGGAUAAUUUAGUUAUUGGGCUAAGGAAUGCUAAAGGAACAAGGGGUGAACGAAAUUAUGAUGGAAGCCCAUCAUAUUUUCGUCCAUGGCCUUAUCCAGAAGGUUCCAUGGGCUGCUUAGAGUUUAAGCUGUCCAUUAGGGUUUUGACUGAAACCCUAGCAGCCCACACAAGUAUAUAAAGGGCCCCUUAGGCUCCAAAAACGUGAACAACUGACUCUCUAGGGUUUCCAGCCAUUUUUGGUGCCUCCCCUCUCUUCUCCUCUUCAUCCAAGUUGCAUAAGGUGUUUGUGACUCCAUUAGAGGUGCAACACUUGAGGCACUAAGCUUUCUAAGACCAAUCCAAGCAAGGAAUUGAUUGUUAUUACUAUAUAACAAUUAAAGAUGUCUAACCGUGGUAUUCCCGAAUCCCAAGGAAAAAGUGUUCCUAAUGAAAGUGAAAGCUUGAUUCAAAGUGAGAGAUCAAUGUGGACUAGCUUGAUUUCACUUCCUCCUCUUCCUCCCGUUGUUCUCCCUAACCCAGAUAAUCGAAGAUUUGAAAGGUUCAAGAUCACCGAAUCCCUAUUGGAAAUGGAACAUCAAGAUGGCAAAUCCGUGUGUGCUCACAUCCUAGGGAUGAAAUCACACAUUGAUACGUUGAUUAUGUUGGGUGUGUCUAUCUCAAAUAAGUUGGUUGUGGACUGGGUUCUUCAGUCACUCCCUGAAUCAUAUGAUAAAUUCAUUAGAGAGUAUCAUAUGAUGAAACUUGACGCAACCCUCAUUGACUUGACUUAUAUGCUUAUUGCUGCCGAAUCAGAAAUGAUUUGGCGAAGUAAUGGAGCAUAUUUAUCUGCUAACUCAACCAACCAUGCUUCCAUGGACACCACCUGUUCCUGCUGCCAAGGGAAGGGGCAAUGGAUACGAAGCUGCCCGAAGGACCUGAAGAAUCUAAGAGAUAGGAGAGUCGAUGAGUAUGGCUCUACUUCAGGAUUAGAGAAAAGAGAGGAAGUUUGAUGGAAGAGCAAGAUGAGUCUGAUCACGAAGAAAUGGAUUUCGAUCGCAUGAAUUUGAAGAUUAGAUUUUGAGCUUAGGAAGUUAUGAUAGAUUUGUUAGGAGUAUAUGAUUAAAUAGUUUUUCAUUUGAAUUUUGCAUUGUAAGGACAUGUUUUCCGCUGUUUUUAUGAAUAAAAUAAAUUUUGGUUUUUAUCUUA
Molecule: messenger RNA, 3263 nt
Organism: Lactuca sativa (garden lettuce)
Lineage: Eukaryota; Viridiplantae; Streptophyta; Magnoliopsida; Asterales; Asteraceae
Source: RefSeq, a predicted model, not a curated record